Molecule: messenger RNA, 2676 nt
Organism: Arachis ipaensis
Lineage: Eukaryota; Viridiplantae; Streptophyta; Magnoliopsida; Fabales; Fabaceae
Source: RefSeq, a predicted model, not a curated record
AUGGAUGAUAUAGACCAAUCAGAAAUAUAUGAUCCUUCGAUAAAUUCAUUCAGUCAAGUUGGUUCUGUUAUUGAUCAUCCUCUGUUCUUGCAAAGUGAGAUACAAGGUUGCCUUGAUGUUGGUAAUCCUAACUAUGAAUGUUCACUUUGUGGCGUGUGUUUCUGGUUAUUAGAACGUGUUGAAAGAGACUCUACAGUUAAUCGUCCUGUUUUUACUGUUUGUUGCUCAAAAGGAAAAAUUCAGUUACCUUAUCUCCGAAAGCCCCCAGAUUUGUUAUAUAAUUUGAUUAACGGACAUGAUAGCAAGAGUUUGUACUUCCAAAAAAAUAUUCGAUCUUAUAAUAGUAUGUUUGUCUUCACGUCUCUUGGCGGUAAGGUAUUGGAUUCAGUGAAUGAUGGGAGGGGUCCACCACAGUUUAUAAUAAGUGGUCAAAAUUAUGAUCGGAUUGGAAGUUUGCUCCCAGAUCCUGGUCAGAAGCCUAAAUUUGCCCAGUUAUAUAUAUACGACACUCAGCACGAGAUAAUGCAUAUGCAGCAAAACUUUGGGCAAACAUCUGAGAUAGAUAAAGAAUUGAUAGCUGAUUUGUUGCAAAUGAUCGAUACUCAUAAUGUCAUAGCACAGUCAUUUCGAAGAGUCAGAGAAUUCUAUCAGUGUCAUCCAUCUGAGAUUUUCUCUUUGAAGUUGUAUUUGCAAAGGAAGGUUGAUCGAAGAAUUUACAAUGCUCCUUCUUGCGAUGAAGUUGCUGCCUUGAUUGUUGGAGAUUUUGAUUCGUCGAAUCAUGGCCGUGACAUUAUUGUUCGAUCUACUGGUGGUCAGUUGCAACGUAUUUAUGAAACUCAUGCUCUGUAUUGGCCCUUACAGUAUCCUUUGUUGUUUCCAUAUGGUGAGGAUGGUUACCAGAUGAACAUUGGUUAUCGAGGUGAACAGCCUGGAUAUGUUCCUGGAAGGAGAACAAGGGUUUCCCUUAGGGAAUUCAUAUGUUUUCGUCUCCAGAUUAGGGAACACGAAGAUAGAAUUAUUCACAAGUGUAGACGGUUAUUUCAGCAAUUUGUUGUUGAUUGUUUCACCAUGAUUGAGUCCCAAAGGUUGCAUGAGAUUAGAAUGAAGCAAAGUACAACUAGAGGAGAAGUCCUUCAAGGAAUAGAGGAGGCUAUGCAUCGUGGCGAUGAUGAAGCUUCUUCAAUUGGGACACGAAUCAUUUUGCCUUCUUCCUUCACUGGUGGUAGACGUUAUAUGUUUAACCGUUGUCAGGAUGCCAUGGCAAUUUGUAAACAUUUUGGCUAUCCAGAUUUAUUCUUCACUAUUACGUGUAAUCCAAAUUGGCCUGAAUUUCAGCGAUUUACAGAGCGAGAGCGAAUUCCCAUCGCUGAUCGUCCUGAUAUCUCUUGUCGUGUAUUUCAUGCGAAGUUGAAGUGCCUCCUUAGCGAUCUCAAGGAAGGUGUGUUUUUUGGUUCACUUAAUGCAGGUAUGUAUACUAUUGAGUUCCAAAAAAGAGAUCUACCGCAUGCACACAUGUUACUUUGGCUUAACGUGGAAAACAACUUACAAAGUGUUGAAAUUGUUGAUGAAUUCAUCUGUACCGAGCUACCCAAUCCCCAAAAAUUUCCAUCUCUUUAUAAGGUCGUCACCAAGUACAUGAUCCAUGGUCCCUGUGGUCGACUUAGACCAAGUUCUCCUUGCAUGAAAGAUGGUAAGUGCUCAAAAUUUUAUCCAAAAAGAUUCGUUGACCAAACGAGCUUUGAUGAGGAUGGCUAUCCAAUAUAUAGACGUCGUAAUACGGGUGUCACAGUGAAAAUCAACGAUGUUGAUAUUGAUAACAGAUUUGUUGUGCCCUAUAAUCCACUACUGUUAAUGAAAUAUCAAGCUCACAUAAAUCUUGAGUUCUGUAACAAGUCAAAUGUGAUUAAGUAUCUUUUUAAGUAUGUCAAUAAGGGUCCGGAUCGGGUGACUACAACUGUUGGAGAAACAUAUGAUGUUGGUGAAUCUUCUCAGGUGGUUGAUGAGAUCAAACAGUAUUACGAUUGUCAUUAUUUGUCACCGCUUGAAUCCAUGUGGAGAAUUUUUGCUUAUGAUAUUCAUCAUAGAUGGCCGGCAGUACAAAGGUUGACUUUUCACUUGCCGAACCAGCAACAUGUUGUAUUCGAUGAUGCUGAUAUCACUACUCAUGUUUAUUUGCAGAACAAAGAUUUGCUGAUGAUGUUUACGGGUUGGAUGAUGGCCAACAAGCGGUUCCCGGAGGGGCGGUCUUUAACAUAUGUUGAAUAUCCAGACAAAUUUGUCUAUUGUUUGAAUAGCAAGGGGUGGAAGCCAAGACAGAGGGGAUUCUCAAUUGGAAGAUUGAGUUUCGCUAAUCCCUCAUCUGGUGAACUUUUCUACAUGCGGAUGCUUUUGAAUGUGCAGAGAGGUUGUACCAGUUUUCGAAGUAUAAGAACCAUGAAUGGUGUUACUUAUGAUACAUUUCAAGAGGCAUGUUCCGCCAUGGGAUUCUUGAUAGAUGAUAAGGAGUAUGUUUCUGCUAUUAAGGAAGUCAUCGAGUUAGCGUCAGCUGCACAGCUAAGGAGGCUUUUUGUGAUGUUGUUGCUAUCUGGUUCCAUGGGAAGACCUCUGUCAGUUUGGGAACAAACUUGGGCUUAUUUGUCUGAUGAUAUUCUUUAUCGCAGAAGAUAUGAGCUAUAA